This is a messenger RNA of Oryzias latipes (Japanese medaka), 5747 nucleotides long. RefSeq names its product microtubule associated tumor suppressor candidate 2b (gene mtus2b). NCBI's taxonomy places the organism in Eukaryota, Metazoa, Chordata, Actinopteri, Beloniformes, Adrianichthyidae. Gene Ontology annotation, molecular function: microtubule binding. The record is from RefSeq and is a predicted model, not a curated record. Gene Ontology annotation, cellular component: cytoplasm; nucleus.
CAGUUUUUAAAAAUUAUUUGGAGUUUAUUUGAAAGUUUCUCUGCUGAAAUAAAACAUUGGAUUCUAUGUCAAUAGUGCCCUCUAGAGGUUUUCCCCACACUUCUCUUCUGGGUGGGUUCAUGAGUCUGUGUGCAGGAACAACAGUUCCGGCUCCCGCCUGCAGGGGGCGACCUGAGUCCUCGUCGGCAGGUGUCUCCUCGUUUCCUCUCCUCUCGUCUCUUACCGGGUUUCCAGCAACGCUGCAGACCGAGCCCUCUCCGUGUCAGCUCAAUCUGGCCGUCUUCCUCCCUCAUCAUCCUCACUGUCGAGCUCUUCUGCGGGGGAUUAUCCGGAUCUGAGCGGAUAACAAGGACAGAUUACAUGAAGGUGUUUGGGGCUCUACUGGGAAAACAUGUGACAGCGGGCCUUUGUUGUGCCACAAACACUCUUUAAUGGGUAGGCUGGUUUUUCAGACCUGACAGCAUGCAGGAGUGAUUUUUUUUUUAAAACCCGCCUCAGGGUACCGUAAACACAGAUCUUUUCCCACCAUGUGCGAGCGAGGAAAGCCGUUUGCCAAUGGGGAAUUACAAAAUAACAACCAGCGGGGUGCCAUGCCGGCUGCCGGAGAUGCAAACGCCAAUGAGAUCCAGGCAGAAGAUGGGAGAGGAACAGGAGACGGUGGCUCUCUGCUGGGGCUGAUGGCAGAUACAUCAGAGCGGGAUAAAGUCAUCAUUUGGGGCACAGAUUCUCAGUGUGAUGACCCCGAGCUGGCUGAGUUUGAGAUGCUAGAGUGUCAGGAGCUGGAGGCUUAUCUGGUUGAGGAGGAGGACUUUGUUGGACUUACAGAGCGGAAGGAGCUUCAAGAGCGGCCCUCAUCAGGGGACAACGCCUCAGUCAAGCCGACAGGUGACAACCCAAGCCAGAAAGAGAUAAAUGCACAUGUAGAUGUCACCCACCAGCAGAAAUCGAGCACAGAUGAGAUCAGAGAGGUGUCCCGGACAGACUUGAGCUCUGAAAACGAAGCGUUUGUGACUUGCUUAUCCUCUAUUUCAAGCAUCGCCACGGGUACGCAGAUGACUGAGUCCUGGCACGUCGCCUCUGGUUCUCACUCGGCCGCAUCCGAGGACGUGGCGUCUCAAACGUGUGGCACGGUCUCUGAAGGCUCUCUAAGACCUGAUCCCUCUGUAUUUGCAGGAAAAAGCACAAAAAAGCAGAGAGACUUUGACAUGAAUUUGAACUGUCACUCAGAGGAUGUCCAAUCGCAGACAGAGGUGACGGACACACUGAAGGAUGUAAGUGACGAGCACAAAGGCAGGGAGGAAACGGGAGACAUGGUGUCAGGAGUUGGUGAUUGUAUUCAGCCAGACACUUCAUCCUUUGCAAAAGAGUCCAAAGAGAAAAGACGCAACACUAAAAAUGAUAAAAGCACCCAAGCUGAUGAAACUCCUCAACUGAUCAAAGCAGUCAAAACAAGCACCCCGUCAUCAGCUGAAAGCAAAACCUUAAAAAAACAAGGCUCAUUUGAUAACUCGCUGAGAAAGCAGAGCUCCUUUGACAAGAGUUUCAAAAAGCAGCCUUCUUUUGAGAAUACUUUACUGAAAAAACAGCUCUCCUUUGAAAGCUCCCUAAAAAAACAGGGCUCCUCUGAAAAAACCAGCACCUCCAACUCAUCAAGCCUGGAGAGGAGGAAGCCGUGGGGAAGCCCAAGUCGACCAGCGGCUCCUGGAUCUCCGAAAGCCGCAUCCUGCUCUCCCAGGAGAAGACCGUCUGGUUCUCCAGCCAAAGUCCAGAGUAGCAGGGCUGUGAGUUUGGAGCGCAGUGACUCCUCUCACAAAAAUGCAGUCCCUCCAUUAAAGACAAGUGUGAGCUGCAGCGGGAUUCCCAAACCUGUGUCGUCUCAGCAGAAAGAAAAGGAGCCAAGGAGGUCUUCGCCACCCGAGAGGCCCAAAAAUGUUCGACCAAAAAUCAUCACUUACGUCCGAAAAAAUACACAUCCAAAACCACAGGAUGUUGCCCUGCAUGAAGCCUCUACGAACCCUCCAAGAUUACCCUCUUACCCUGGCCAUGCUGCUCAGAAUGACUCAAAGGCUUUUCCCCAGUCCAGAUCCACACCUGUGCUUUCUUCCUCCAACCUGCUGUUCGACAAAUACCGACAGGAGAUGCAGAAAGCUGGACACGCCGGUGUGAGCGCCGUCAAACCGCCAAGCAGCACCGUUCCAAUGAGGCCGGGCGGGAAGUCUGCGAGCUUUCACGGUGAGAUGUCCAGGAAAUAUCUCCAUGAGUAUGUUCCCCAAGAGGGUGGAGUUUUACACCGCUCACCUAGAACUUUAAGGCCUCAGCUUGGGUUGGGGGCAGUCACCAGGCAAACUAUGGCCAACACUCGGCUUCAGCAGAUCGGUCAAAAGUCAGCUGUUGCCCUGUGCCAGUCUACCCCGGACUCCAAGGUCCUGCCCCUGGGAAACCAUGAUCUUCCAGGACAACAGAAGGGCUGCGGUCCAGAAACCACCCCUAAAAGCCUCCUGCUUAAAUCAGGCCAGUCCGGCCUUCGUCCUCCAGGCUUCUCUGCCCUGCCAGCUUCCCGUCUGGCUGCUUUCGGCUUCAUCCAGAGCUCCAGCAUCUCGUCCGUCAAUAGUAACCAGUCCAGUGACAGCAGCCAGGGUGACCCCUGCCGAAGCACUCAGCAUGCCAGCUGUGGAGGCGAUGGCACACCUCCGCAGAAAGCUGCAGCUCUUCAAAGCAAGGCAGCCAUCGCUACGAGCAGACCUCACCCUCCCGAUGCUCCGAACCUGCAGCGCCGCAGUCUGCCAACACAGCCCCCCUCCCCAUUCGCUUCAAGAAAAGAGUUCCAGAAAGACACAGAGAGCGCCCCAUCGCCAAAAUCUUCACCUAAAAGAUUUGGAGUUGCUUCUCCUAAGCAGCAGUCUCCUGCCCGAGGGCAGACAGUGGUCCCUGGGGCUGUACGGGCCGUGAGGGCCCAGCAGCUGGACCGGGCUCUGAUCCAGCAGCUGCAGGAGCGAUGUGAGCAGCAAGCCCUGCAGCUGCAGAGUCUUCAGGCUCAGUUAAAGAAGGCCUCCCUGUGCCUCGAUGUUUUCAGCAUUACCACACAGCAUUUUUGUCUCAAGAGUGAGAGUGCCAUUGUGAGGGAGAGGGAGCUGUCCCUGGAGCUCGCCAAAAUCAGGGAUGAAGUUGCUUUCAACGUUGUACGCUGGGAGCAGCUGCAGCAGGAGAAGGAGGACCUGGAGCGUCGUUUUGAGGAAGACCUGCAGGGAUUACGGACGCAGCAGCAGAGGGAGCUGGGAGCGUUGGAGAAGCGUCUGAAGGCUGUGCAUCUGGACGAGACGGAGAAGCUGCAGGCCCAACAGCGAGCGGAGCUGGGGGAGCUGCAGUUCAGACAGCAGGAGCAGCUUGAGGAGAUGACUGAGAGCCAUGAAGCCUCCUUGAUGGAGAUGGAGACGACCCACAAUGACACCAUGGCCACGCUGCAAGAGGAGCAUGCCAGGACUGUCAGGAAUCUAAAGAUGGCUCAUGAACAACAAAAUAAGUCAUUGGAAGAGGAAUUUAAAAAGAUCAGACUUUCACUACAGGAUCAGGUGGACACACUGACCUUCCAGAACAGAAGCCUCAGAGACAGAGCAAAGCGAUUUGAAGAAGCUCUUCGCAAAAGUACGGAUGAGCAGAUUGUGGAUGCUUUGGCUCCGUAUAAACACAUUGAGGAGGACCUGAAGAGCCUGAAAGAAGUUCUGGAAAUGAAAAAUCAACAAAUCCAUCAACAAGAACUGAAGAUUGCAGAACUGGAGAAAAUACAGGCUGAAAAGAAUGUUUACCUGGAGGAGAAGCUGCAAGUGUUGCAGCAGCAGAAUGAAGACCUCAAAGAGCGAAUAGACAUGAACGUUGCCGUGUCCAGACAACUCUCUAAGGAGAAUGCCAACCUGCAGGUGAACGUGGAAAAGGAGAGCAACGAGAAGAAGAGGCUGAGUCGCACCAAUGAAGAGCUACUGUGGCGCCUCCAGACGGGCGAGCUGAGCCCCCGCAUGUCCCCAAGCGCCUCCCCCAUCCACCGGCCCUCCUCUGGACCCGGCUCCCCGGCCCGUCCACACUCCUACCAUCAAUGACAUUCUCGAUGGCAGCUCCUCUUCGAUCAGAGAACAAGCCCUCAAUGUUUAGAACAUUGCUCUCAUCCAUUUUAGGCUCAAAGCAGCAAGGAAAUGUUAGCUUUUAGACAUUUUUAUCCCAGACAAGAUGAAUUGUACUGACAGCUAGAUAAUUUAAUCACUAUUUUGAAUGAACGCCUUCAAAAACAGACCGAUCGGUAGAUUGAACUCCGUCACCGCGUCUCAUUUCCAUGUUCAUCUGACCUUCCUGUGCUCAGGGUGAAGGGCGAACAAGACAAAAAAACCACAGGAAACGCCUUCUGCCGUUCAUUCUCUGCCACCAGCAGUGUCUGCCAUGAUACAGGCAAUACUUGAGGAAACCUCUCAAAAUUACUCUCAAAGCGCACAUUUGUUUUCAUGAGCAUGUUGAUCUUUCCAUUCUGUCGGAUCAGUCCAGUCAGCCAUCCCACGUUCUUCUAAAAGUGCACCCUUUUAACAGAAACACUGACGAAAAUGUGUAAAGUUGGCUUUAUUUGAAAACACAAACGUCUUCCAAAUCACAUUAGCUUUAUUUUCACCUUUUUUCUGUACAAUGUUGAACAAUAAGAAGGCAGAGAGGCCUUAAAGCUGAACAAAUUUUUGAUCCUCACCCCUCAGUCACAACAAAAAAUGUACCAACCUUUAUAAGUUGCAAAGCAAAUGGCAACAAAAUUGCAAUCAUUCAACCGAGCUUUGGCGUCUGCGGGGGUUAUUUGCUGUGGACAUCAGACCUAAAUGCUGCAGACGAUACUAAAUGUACACCCAGUUUUAUUCAGCUAUCUGAAUUCAACGGACAAAUCUUUUUUGCAAAACAAUGUGCACAUUUUCAUCUCAUGGACUGCAAGCAUGCAAAUUGGGCUGCAGCGUCACCUCAUAUUUUCUUUCACUGCAACGGCUAAUCUCAGGACUGGAGAAGCAUUUCAAGUCAUCAAAGGGAAGAAACUGCCAUAUCUUUGGUUUUUAGAUUUGCUGUCUUUUUGUCAUGUUUACAGCAACAAUCAUUUCAAAAAGUGGGUUUAGCAAAAUGUUCGUCUUGCAAAAAGUCGCAAUCCAACUGUAAGACCAGACCUUUCAAUGAGGUUAGUGUUUGAACAGAUGAUUGCUCUUUUUUCUACAAUUCUUGAAUGAGUUGUGUGGAACGGGAGUUGCUUAUCGCUGGAUUUGCUGCAGGAAUUAGAUUAAUGUGGGUCAGGCGAAGGGUUGAGAAGGAACGUCCCUUCAAUCAGGUUCUUUGAAAGCACUGAUUACCUCUGUGUCCCAUGGACAUGUUCCCAUUGGCUGAAUGUUUGCUCAACACUACAUAAGUGCUUUUGUUUACAGCUUCAGUCCAAUGUAACAUGGAUGUCUCUGCUUUUGUUUGUUUACAGGACGUCUGUCCGUAAGAUUGUAUUUAACGUUUGAAAGAUUCCUUUCUUUGAUUGAGUUUCUUUGAUCGCAUGUCUUUCAGAGCUGGUUGAGUGUUACUUUCGUACAUUCCACUGUUAUUUAUUAGCCCGCUUGCAGAACCUAAACCAUAGCCAAAUAUGUUGAUAUUAUUGUGUCAAUGAUGAAAGUACAUACUGUCUAUGUUGCAUUUUGUAUUUCAGUUUAAAAAAAGAAAAAUCCUAGUACACUCAUAAAAUCACGAAGUGAACAUUU